GGUGUCGGUGAUAUUCGAUAUAAUAUGUCAUAGAGAUUUUAAAAAUAAAAUGGCCGGCGAAGUAGAACUUGCUAAAACUGCAGCUCCUGGAGGCGAUACUAUAUUUGGAAAAAUUUUGAGAAAGGAAAUCCCUGCCAAAUUUGUUUAUGAAGAUGAUCAGUGUGUAGCAUUCCACGAUGUGAACCCGCAGGCACCCACACACAUACUAGUUAUUCCCCGAAAACCAAUCACGCAGCUGUCACAGGCAGAAGAUAGCGAUGAGCAACUACUUGGUCAUCUCCUGACAACGGCGCGUAAAGUUGCUGCUCAGGAAGGCCUUGACAAAGCUGGAUUCCGACUUGUCAUCAAUGAUGGCAAAAAUGGUGCACAGAGUGUAUACCAUUUGCAUGUGCAUAUCUUAGGAGGAAGGCAGAUGCACUGGCCCCCUGGAUAAUUGUGUUAAAUAAAGUUUUAUUAAUCUA
Molecule: messenger RNA, 461 nt
Organism: Pieris napi
Lineage: Eukaryota; Metazoa; Arthropoda; Insecta; Lepidoptera; Pieridae
Gene: HINT1
Product: adenosine 5'-monophosphoramidase HINT1
Exons: 3
Coding region: 50-433 (127 amino acids)
Biological process (GO): purine ribonucleotide catabolic process
Cellular component (GO): cytoplasm; nucleus
Molecular function (GO): hydrolase activity
Source: RefSeq, a predicted model, not a curated record